Pseudopodoces humilis (Tibetan ground-tit) is the source of this 7002-nucleotide messenger RNA. NCBI's taxonomy places the organism in Eukaryota, Metazoa, Chordata, Aves, Passeriformes, Paridae. The record is from RefSeq and is a predicted model, not a curated record.
AUGGCAGCGAGCCGAGGGGGCGUGGCCUGGGGCGUUGCCGUGGUGACGGCGGAGGGGCGUGGCCUCAGGCCCCGCCCCCCGGGGUGUGAUGAGCUGCCGCGGUCUCAGCGCGCGCCGCGGCCGCAGCGCAGAUCCCCCCGCGUCCCCCCCCGGGCACUGCGGCAGCGGCUCCGCAUCCCCGGGCAGAGCCCCCCCCGCGCUGUCCCGGGAGAAUUUGGGGAGCCCCCACCCCAAAAUUCGCGUGAGGAAGAGGAGGAGGAAGGCUCCGCCCGGCGCUUCGAGCGCUCCCGCAUCAAAGCUCUGGCAGACGAGCGCGAGGCCGUGCAGAAGAAAACCUUCACCAAGUGGGUGAAUUCCCACCUGGCCCGGGGGUCGCACCUGGGGGAUCUUUACAGCGACCUCCGGGACGGGCGGCUCCUGCUGCGGCUGCUCGAGGGGCUCUCAGGGGAGACCCUGCCGCGCCCCACGCGGGGCCGGAUGAGGAUCCAUUGCCUGGAGAACGUGGAGAAGGCGCUGCGCUUCCUGCGGGAGCAGCGCGUGCACCUGGAGAACGUGGGCUCGCACGACAUCGUGGAUGGCAACCCCCGCCUGACCCUCGGCCUGGUCUGGACCAUCAUCCUGCGCUUCCAGAUCCAGGACAUCAGCGUGGAGACCGGGGACACGCGGGAGAGGAAAUCGGCCAAGGACGCGCUGCUGGCCUGGUGCCAGAUGAAAACCGCGGGGUACCCCAAUGUGAACGUGCAGAACUUCACCACGAGCUGGCGGGACGGGCUGGCCUUCUGCGCCCUCAUCCACCGGCACCGGCCAGAGCUGCUGGACGUGGGGUCUCUGCGCGGGGCCAACGCCCUCCACAACCUGCAGAGCGCCUUCGCCGUGGCCGAGCGGGAGCUGGGGGUCACUCGGCUGCUGGACCCCGAGGAUGUGGCCGUGGAGCAGCCGGACGAGCGGUCAGUGCUGACCUACGUGGCCGCCCUCUACCACCACUUCUCCAGGAUGAAGGCGCUGGCCGUGGAGGGAAAACGCGUCGGGAAGGUUCUGGAGGCGGCGCGCGAGGCCGAGGGCCUGGCCGGCCGUUACGAGGCGCAGGCGGCCGAGCUGCUGGGCUGGAUCCAGCGCUCACUGCUGCUCCUCACUGACCGGCGCCUGCCCCGCGGCAUCCCCGGCCUGCAGGGGCAGCUCCAGGCCUUCAGCGCCUACCGCACCACCGAGAAACCCCCCCGGUUCGAGGACAAGGGGUCCCUGGAGGUGCUGCUGUUCUCGCUCCGGAGCCGCCUGCGAGCCAACAACCAGCGACAGUUCGUGCCUCGGGAGGGGACCCACAGCACCGACAUCAACAGGGCGUGGGAGCGGCUGGAGAAGGCGGAGCACGGCCGGGAGCUGGCGCUGCGCUCGGAGCUGCUCCGGCAGCAGCACCUGGAGCAGCUGGCGGCGAGGUUCCACCGCAAGGCCGCCCUCAGGGAGACCUGGCUGGGGGACAACCAGCGCCUGGUGGCACAGGACAAUUUCGGGGGGUCCCUGGGGGGGGUCGAGGCCGCUCUGCGCAAACACGAGGCCAUCGAGAGCGACAUCGCCGCCUACGGCAGCCGCGUGCGCGCCGUCACCGCCGUGGCCGCCGAGCUGGAGGCCGAGCGCUAUCACGACAUGAGCGGUAUCGCGACACGGCGCGACCACGUGGUGUCGCUUUGGGAGGCGCUGCGGGCGCAGGUGGCGGCGAGGCGAGAGCGGCUCCGGGCGCACCUGGAGCUGCAGCGGCUCCUGCGCGACCUGGAGCACCUGAUGGGCUGGAUGGAGGAGAUGGAGGUGCGGCUGCAGUCGCGGGAUUUCGGGCAGCACCUGAGCCAGGUGGACGAUCUGCUGCAGAUCCACGCCCUGGUCGAGGGGGACGUGGCGGCCCAGGCCGAGAGGGUCCGGAGUGUGGGGGCGGCGGCCGAGCGCUUCCUCGGGGAGGGGGGCGGGUACCGCCCGUGUCCCCCGGAGCAGCUGCGGGCCCGGGUGGCGGCUCUGGAGCUGCGCUACCGGGGGCUCUCGGCGCUGUCGGCGCAGCGGCGGCUGCGGCUGGAGCGCUCCCGGCGCCUCUGGAAGUUCCUGUGGGAUGCGGGCGAGGAGGAGGCCUGGAUGCGAGAGCAGGAGCGGCUCCUGCGCUGCCCGGAGCUGGGCCGGGACCUGCCGGGGGCCCUGCGGAUGCUGAGCCAGCUCGAAGCCAUCCGAGGGGCGCUGGGGGGACGCGCGGGGCCGCUGGAGCAGCUGCUGGAGCGGGGCCGGGAGCUGCUGGCGCAGGGAGACCCCGCCGCGGCCGCCGUGUCCCGCCGGAUCCGGGAGCUGGAGUCGCUCUGGGCGGCGCUGCCGGCGCUGGCCGGGGCUCGGGAGCGGCGGCUCCGAGCGGCCGCGGGGCGAUUCCAGCUGGACGCGGAGGCUGCCGAGGCCGAGGCCUGGCUGGCGGCCGCCGCCCGGAGAGUGGCGGGGCCGGAGCUCGGCCACGACGAGAGAUCCGCGGGGAUCCUGGAGCGGCGGCUGCGGGAGCUGCAGGACGAGAUGCGGCGGCGCGGGCCGGCGCUGGCGGCGCUGCGGGAGCAGGCGCUGCCCGGCGAUGCCGCCGGAGUUCCCGAUGUGGUGCCGGGGCUGGCGGAGCGGCUGGCGGAGCUGGAGCGGCGGCACCGGGAGCUGGAGGCGCGGGCGGAGCUGCGGCGCCUGGAGCUGCGGGACGCGCUGGGAUUGUUCGCGGCGCGCAGCGAGGCCGAUGCCUGCGCGCUCUGGGUGGGCGAGAGGGAGCAGUGGCUGCUCUCCAUGGAAAUUCCCGAGCGCAUCGAGGACCUGGAGGUGGUGCAGCAGCGGUUCGAGACGCUGGAGCCGGAGCUGGCGGCGCUGGCGGCGCGCGUGGCCUCCGUGGGCCGCGUCACGCAGGAGCUCCAGGGAUCCGGGGACAGGAACCGGGAGAGCGCCCGGGAAACCUGGGAGCAGCUCCGGGACAGGUGGGAGCGGUUCCGGGCGCUGACCGAGCGCAAGAAGGUGGCGCUGACCGCGGCGCUGAACAUCCACAAUUUCCGCCUGGAAUGCCACGAGACGCGGGGCUGGAUGCGGGAGAAGACGGCGGCGAUCGAGGCCACGCGGGCGCUGGGCCGGGACCUGGCCGGGAUCACGGCGCUGCAGGGGAAGCUGUCGGGGAUGGGGCGCGACCUGGACGCCAUCCAGGGAAAGCUGCGGGAGCUGCGGGCCGAGGGCGAGAAGCUGCAGGGGGAGCAGCCGGAGCGAGCGCCCGAGAUCCGCGAGGGGCUGGCGGGGCUCGAGGCCGAGUGGGACGCGCUGCGCCGGUGCCACCGGAGCCGCGAGGAGUCCCUGGGGCAGGCGCGGCGGCUCCAGGGCUUCCUGCGGGACCUGGCUGCGCUCCAGGCCUGGCUGUCCCGCACACGCGCGGCCGCGGGCUCCGAGGAUGUCCCCGCGUCCCUGGCCGAGGCCGAGGGCUCCCUGCGGCAGCACGAGAGCCUCCGCACCGAGAUCUCGCACUACGGCGCCGAUUACCGGAGCGCCCGCACCGCCGGCCGGGAGGUGACGCGGGGACAGACGGACCCGCAGAGCCUGACCCUGCUCCAGCGCCUGGAAGCGCUGGACGCGGACUGGGAAGAGCUGGGCCGGGUGUGGGAGAAGCGGCAGCGGCUCCUGGCCCAGGCUGUCGCAUUCCACGUGUUCCUGCGGGACGCCAAGCAGGUGGAGGGAGCGCUGGGGAAGCAGGAGCACGCUCUGGCGCACACGGAGAUGCCGGGCACGGUGCCGGGCGCGGAGGCGGCCGUGCGGAGGCUGGAGGAGUUCCUGGCCGCACUGGACACCGGAGCCGAGCGCGUCCGGGCGCUCACGGACACCGGGAAGAAGCUGCUGGACGAGGGCGGCGUCCACGCGGAAAAGGUGCGGGAGACGGUGGAGUCGGUGGAGAGCAGGCACCAGAAGAUCCGGGAAUCGGCCCAGGAGCUGCUGGGGCGGCUGCGGGAUAACUGGGAGCUGCAGAAAUUCCUGCAGGAUGGGCAGGAGCUGACGCUGUGGCUGAACGAGAAGCUGCCGGUGGCUCGGGACGUGUCCUACGAGGGCACGCGGGACCUGCAGGGCAAGUGGCAGAAGCACCAGGCCUUCGCCGCUGAGCUCGCGGCCAACCGGGCCUGGCUGGAGGCGCUGGAGAAGGACGGGGAGCAGCUGGCGCGGGCGCGGCCGGCGCUGGCCGGACGAGUGACCGCGCCCCGGCAGGAGCUGCGGGCGCUGUGGGCGCAGGUGGAGGCGGCGGCGGCCGCCAAGGGCCGGGGUUUGGCCGAGGCCGCGCGCGCCGAGAGCUGCGCCCAGGCCUGCGCCGGACUCCGCUCGUGGCUGGCCGGAGUCCGUGCCCAGCUCCGCUCCGGCCACUGCGGCCAGGACCUGACCAGCGUCGGGGUCCUGCUCACCCGGCACCAGCUGCUGGAGACGCAGGCGGCGCUGCGGGAGCAGGAGGUGGGGGCUCUGCGGGCGGAGGCCGGGGGGCUCAGCCCGGGGCACCCCCGGAGCGCGGGGGUGCAGGAGCAGGUGCGGGAGCUGGAGCAGCAGUUCCGGGAGCUGCGGGAGCCGCUGCAGGAGCGCGGCCGGAGCCUCGCGGCCGCCAGGGAACUGCACCAGUUCCGCAGGGACCUGGAGGACGAGCUGCUGUGGGUGCAGGAGCGCCAGGCCCUGGCCAUGUCCACGGACCACGGGAAGGACCUGCCCUCGGUGCAGCUGCUGCUCCAGAAGAACGAGACGCUGCAGAAGGAGCUGCAGGGCCGCGAGCGCCGCGUGACGGAGCUGCUGGAGGGAUCUAUAGGGGUCAAGGAGGGUCAGAGGGGAUCUGACGAGCCGGGCGCCCAGGCCAUGCUGAGCCGGCACCUGGGGCUGGAGCAGGAGCUGCGCGACUACGGCGGCACCGUGGAGCUGCUGGCCGAGCAGGGCCGGGCCAUGGCGGCCAGCGGCCACCCCGACGGCGAGCGGCUCCGUGCCCGCGCGGCGCAGGUGCAGCGUCUCUACGCGGGGCUGUGUCACCUGGCCGGGGAGCGCAGGGCCACCCUGCAGGGCCACCACCGCCUGUGCCAGCUGCGCCGCGACCUCGAUGACCUGGAGCAGUGGAUCUCGGAGCGAGAGGUGGUGGCGGCGUCCCGGGAGCUGGGGCAGGACUUCGAGCACGUCACGCUGCUCCGGGACAAGUUCCGGGAGUUCUCACGGGACACGGGCGGGCUGGGCCAGGAGCGGGUGGACGCGGCCAACGCGGCGGCGGCGGCGCUGAUCGCCGGGGGCCACCCCGAGCGCGCGGCAGUGGCCCAGUGGCAAGCGGGGCUCAACGAGGCGUGGGCGGAGCUGCUGGAGCUCGUGGCCACCCGGGCGCAGGAGCUGGCGGCCGCGCACGACCUGCAGCGCUUCCGCCGCGACGCCCGGCAGGUGCUGGCGCAGCUCCGCGACAAAGCCCGGCAGGUGCCCGAGGAGCUGGGGCGGGACCUGCGGGCGGCCGAGGGGCUGGAGAGACAGCACCGCACCUUCGAGCACGACGUGCAGGCCCUGAGCGCGCAGGUGACGGCUGUCCAGGAGGCCGCAGGCCGCCUGGCCGCGGCGUACGCGGGCCCGCGGGCGGAGGAGCUGCGGGCGCAGGAGGGCGCGGUGGCUGCGGCCUGGGCCGAGCUCCGCGGGCGCUGCCAGCGCCGCCGCCGCCUGCUCGGGGACACCGUGGAGCAGUUCCGGUUCCUCCGCGCCGCCCGCGACCUCCGGCUCUGGAUGGACGGGAUGCACCUGCAGCUGCAGGCCCGCGAGAGGCCCAGGGAUGUCACCGCGGCCGAGCUGCUGAUCCAGCAGCACCAGGGGCUGCGGGCGGAGCUGGAGGCGCGCGAAGGCUCCUUCGGGGCCUGCGUGGCCGCGGCCACCGCGCUGCUGCAGCGUGGCCACCACGACGCCGACAAGCUGUCCCAGGAGCUGGCCGAGCUCCAGGAGCGCCGCAGGGACAUCGGGGAGCGCUGGCAGGACAAGCUGGAGUGGCUGCAGACUGUGCUGGAGGUGCUGGUGUUUGGGCGCGACGCGGCCACGGCCGAGGCCUGGCUGGCCAGCAGGGAGCCCCUGGCCCGCGCCCCCGAGCUGGGCUCCAGCCUGGCCGAGGCCGAGACCCUCCUCAAACGCCACCAGAGCUUCCAAAAGGCUGCGGCCGCCUGGGACGAGAGAUUCGCUGCCCUGAGCCGCCUCACCACGCUGGAGGAGAAGGAGCGGCGGCGGCGCCAGGAGGAGGAGGAGGAGGCGAGGAAGCUGCAGCCCCCCGAGCCCCCCCCGGCCCAGGCCGAAGUCGGGGGGAGCCCCCCGGUGGUGCCCCCCGAGAGGGCCCCCACCCCCCAGAGCCGCCCACCGGAGCCCCCGGCCCUCAACGGGAUCCGCCCCGACAGCGCCGCGGGCCAGGUCCCCAGAGGGGCGCAGGAGGGGGGGCCCGGGCCGGGGGGGGUGGCGGCCACGCUGCCCCCCCGUGUCCCCCCCCCACCCGAGACCCUGGAGGGGGGGCUGUGCCGAAAGCAGGAGCUGGAGGCGCCCGGCAAGAGAGCGACCAACAGGUCCUGGCAGAGCCUGUACUGCGUGCUGCGGGGGGGGGUCCUGAGCGUGUUCAAGGACGCGCGGGGGGCGGGCGCGGGGGUCCCGUACCACGGCGAGCCCCCCACCCCCCUGCGAGGAGCCCGCUGCCACCCGGCCACCGCCUACCGCAAACGGAAACACGUCUUCAGGCUGGGGCUGAGCGAUGGGAAAGAAUUCCUGUUCCAGGCUAAGGACGAGGCCGACAUGGCCCUGUGGCUCCGGGCGAUCGAAGCCGCCGCCGGGGCCACGCUGGGCCCGGGGGGGCCCCGGGAGGGCUCGGGGGUCCCCGGGGGUCCCCCCAAGGGGAUGUCGCGGGCCCUGAGCCUCCCCCCCGUGCCCCCCCCCGCCGAGGGAGCCCCCCGGCCCCGCGAGCCCAAGGAGAGGGAGAAACGCUUCAGCUUCUUCAAGAAGAACAAGUAG